Molecule: messenger RNA, 2753 nt
Organism: Castor canadensis (American beaver)
Lineage: Eukaryota; Metazoa; Chordata; Mammalia; Rodentia; Castoridae
Source: RefSeq, a predicted model, not a curated record
ACCCCUGGCGACGAGGAGGCUGUGAGCGGCGCGGGUCUGGCCGGGCCAAGGGCGGAGCGGGGUGGGCAGAGCGGCUCCUUCAGAUGGUAUGGAGGCCAGCCGCGCCGACCGCCUUCCAGCCCGCUUCCCAGCUGCCCGCGCCCCGCCCUCGAUCGUGUCUGUGCCCUGAGAGGGUUGUGGGGGAGGCUGCUGCGGAAGAAAUGGCGGCACGGGAGCUGGAGCGGGUUGUGACUUUCAGCCAGAGAAGACUUCUUUGGUGGGAAGGAUAGCAUCCUCCGAGUACCCUGCUAUGUGGGCAGUCUGAAUUUAGUGGUGAAUGAGGUUCCUGUAGAGACCUGUAGGUAGCUGCUCACUUGGAGGUGAAUUAAGAAAAAGAACAAAAACUAUUCAUUUGGAUCCAAGGUCUGUCUCCAUUGGUGGCCUUGGAUUGACAGAAGAUCAUCACUUUUUACAGGUCUCCUCUCAGGCACCAUCAUCCUCCCCCAGCCAGAUUGUGCCUUUACUUUGUCCAUAUCAUUGAAAGGAGACUGUGUGACUGCUAAACUGACAAUUGACUCUUACCUCUUGCUACCAGGUUCAUCUCUGACCCAGUAAAAGAGUGUAAAGACACCAACCUGUGAUACACUGAAAACUAAGGCCAUCUCAGGGCAAAUAUAUAUAUAAUUGCUUCAACCAUGACGGGGACAAAGAAUAAGGCUAGAGCGCAGGCCAAAACUGAAAAAAGGGCAAGCGUACAGGGUAAAGGUGGGGCAGAGAAGGAGGCGACUGGUGUAGUCAAACCUGUAGCCAAAACCCAGGCCAAAGCAAAAACCAAGGCAAAACCUAAAUCAGAUGCAGUGGCAGAGAUGAAGGCAGUAUCUAAGAACAGGGUUGUUGCUGAGAUGAAGGAAGGAGCUCAGUUAGAGCCUAAAGCUCCAGUGAAAGCCAUGGCAGAUUGCAGUGCCAAGACUGAGAACGAGGCUACUAGUGCCAAAUGUAAAGAUAAGGUUGGUACUGAUACCUGGUUCUGGGCUGGGGAAGAGGGUAGUAUUAAUUCCUGGUUCUGGAAGGGAGAAGAGGCUGGUAAUCGUUUCAGUGCUAAGGAGGAAGAUAAAGCUGAUAUUGGUGCCCAGAGCAGUGCUGAGGUAUUGGAGCCUGUGGCAGAGGCCAGCUGCAAGUCUAGGUCAGGUACUGAGGAGGAAGAAGAAGAGAAUGUAAUUGGGAACUGGUUUUGGGAAGGGGAUGAUACUAGCUUUGACUCGAAUCCUAAACCUGUGUACAGAAUAGUUAGGCCUCAGCCAGUAGAUGAAAUUAAUGAAAAAAAUAGGCCCAAGGACUGGUCAGAGGUAACGAUCUGGCCCAAAGCCCCUGCUGUAACUCCAGCAAUAUUAGGAUUUAAAUCUAAGGUCCCACCUGAGACACGGCCUUCUUCAUUUGUUGUUCUGGCCUCAGCUGAAGAAAAUACUCAUUCUUCACCUGCUGCAGCAGCCUGCUCCUCUAAGAGCACUCGCUCAAGCUCACAGCCAAUCCCUGAGUACCCAUUUGGUUCUGAUCCUUGCAUCCAGACCUUAGAUGAAAUUAGACAACAAAUUAGGAUCAGGGAAGUGAAUGGGAUUAAACCAUUUGCUUGCCCUUGCAAAAUGGAAUGCUACCUAAAUUCUGAAGAAUUUGAAAAACUUGUUAACAUCCUUAAGUCAACUACAGAUCCUCUCAUUCAUAAAAUUGCACAGAUUGCAAUGGGUAUCCAUAAUGUUCAUCCAUUUGCCCAAGAAUUCAUUAAUGAGGUGGGUGUAGUGACACUUAUUGAAAGCUUGCUCAGUUUUCCUUCCCCUGAAGCAAGAAAAAAGACUGUAAUUACUCUGAAUCCUCCCUCUGGAGAUGAAAGACAACGCAAGAUUGAAUUACAUGUUAAGCAUAUGUGUAAGGAAACCAUGUCUUUCCCCUUGAACUCACCUGGACAGCAAUCUGGAUUAAAGAUACUAGGGCAACUGACUACUGAUUAUGUCCAUCACUACAUUGUUGCCAAUUAUUUUUCAGAGCUUUUCCAUUUGCUGUCCCAGGGAAAUCGUAAAACCAGAAAUCUUGUUUUGAAACUACUUUUGAAUAUGUCUGAAAAUCCAACUGCAGCCAGAGACAUGAUCAAUAUGAAGGCACUGGCAGCAUUGAAACUUAUCUUUAACCAGAAAGAGGCAAAAGCCAAUCUUGUUACUGGUGUAGCCAUAUUUAUUAACAUAAAGGAGCACGUUAGAAAGGGUUCAAUUGUAGUUGUUGACCACUUGAGUUAUAAUACACUUACGGCCAUUUUCCGUGAAGUUAAAGGGAUUAUCAAAUCAAUGUGAAAUGAGCCAGAAAUGAGAGAAUACUUAACAGUCUCCAAACUGAGAGGUUGGAUAUUCCCACAGAGCCUUGAAUAAUGUUUUGGUUAUUACAGUGUGUGCGUUAUCUGUUAUAUUUUUGACAGGCUGUGGCUUAGAGCUAGAUCAUUUUGGUAUAUUGGAUGUUACAUCUUGAGAUGAAAAUGUUUGUUGAUUUUUAUCUUGCUUAGACUGGCAGAUUUUUAACAUUGUAUUUAAGAAGAUAGUGAACUAGUUCAUCAUAAGUAAGCUACCUUGAUCAUUAGUAUCUGCUUAGAUCCAUUGGUGGCCUCAAAUGACAAAAAAGAAAAUAAAUGGAUUUGCAAUCUAGUUACAGAAAUAAGGCAUAAGUAAUAUAUAUAUACAUAUAUAUAUAUGUAUAUAUAUAUAUAAAGAUAACAAACAGUACCCACAGUAUGU